Molecule: messenger RNA, 2060 nt
Organism: Populus trichocarpa (black cottonwood)
Lineage: Eukaryota; Viridiplantae; Streptophyta; Magnoliopsida; Malpighiales; Salicaceae
Exons: 3
Coding region: 11-421 (136 amino acids)
Source: RefSeq, a predicted model, not a curated record
UUAGUUGAUUAUGGUUUUUUUCCGUCCUAUCUUUUUGAUGAAGGACCAAAUGAUGCACCACUCGGGUAUCGGGCCUGCUCCUUUCGAGGCUUUUGUGAAAGUUCCAAAGUGCAAGGUAUCGGCCCUCAUACUCAAAUUUAUUGUACAAGUGAGCGGGUGCUUGGUAAUCAAGAGGGUCUGGCCAAGGAAACUGUCGCUGAACUGCUGCCAGAGAAUGGUGAGGAAUGGUGAACGUAUGUGUGUUUGGGACCCUCUGAUCCUCAUCCCAAUUCGCAUAUUGGGAUGUGUUACUGAACACCUUGCUGUCUUUAGGCGUGUAUGGAAAGAAGGUGGAACCGGUUUUUUGUACUGGGGUGCCAACUGCUAUGAGAAGGCUAAUAUUCAUAGUUUCUCAUUCAUUCAUAAAUUAGAACAGCUAUAAAUCCUUGCUUUCCCUUUCUUUUUCUUUGACAAAGAAAUGUUUGCCUGCGAGCAGAUAAGAUUUUGGCGUUGCCUACUGCCAAGUGAUGGAUUUUGGUUAUAAAUCCUUGCUUUUUUUUUUUUUUUUUUUCUGGCAAUGAAAUGUUAGCCUGUAAGCAGAUCAGCUUCAGGUACUAUCCAGGCUAGGUGUUCUCAUCUUCCCGUCAGCCAGUUGCUUCUAUUAUGCUAGAUAGCGCACACUUAGUGGCUUGAAUCCUGUUUUUCCAUUGCAGACAUUUGUCUUGUUUUGGCUCAUUAUGGACCAUUCAAAUAUUCUCCAUGCUAAACUCGGAAUCCCACACGAGUGCCAUGGAUGUAGUAAUUGAAAAUUAUCAAUGCUUGGCGCACUCUUUCUAACACGCGCCCACGAGGAAGCUAGAAGUUGUGAAUGGAUGGAUGGUGCUGGGUUUGUCUAUAAUACAUGUUUCAUGUUUUGAUUAUUUUUUCACCUUUUGUUAUUCUAUCAGGACUUUUCGAGUACUGCAGAUCUGUACUUUGAGAUAUGGGAGGGAUGAAAGGCUUGCUCUUCUGGAAAAGACAGGCAUGUAUCUAGGUCCAGAUCGAUGGAGCGUUAUACGCUAGAGCACAUGCCAAUAUAUAGAUGUCAUGCGGGGUGAGAUCUUCAGUGCAUGCCGAUCAUAAAUAUUGGCAGUGUUCCAUGCAUUGAGUAUAUUGUUUUUGUAAUUAUCCAUGGAAACUUUUUGUACUGUAAAGAUGAAAUGGUUUGUCCAACUGCAUGAACUGCUUUACUGGUGGUGCUGAGGCAAAGUAAUUCUGGACAAGAAUAUAACGGUACUUUGAAAGAACCAUUGCUAGGAUUCUCCUGGCAUGCAUGACGUUAGCCUAUCAGCACAUGGCAUUACCCUUCCAAGUGGCCAGGUGUGUGCUUUCUCCCCCCUGCUUGAAACUAAAGACUCGUAACCAUCAGCAGUAUUAUGCCAUAUGUAGUAGUAGCAUAAAUGUAAAUGUUGCCUGAACGUCAUUAUAUUCUGUUCAUAAUGUACCUGAUCUUUUGUUUUUUGUUUUUUCAUAAUAAAAACAUACAUGUGUGCAAAUAGAGAAGGCAAUGCCUGCGGCAUGACGUCUGACCUUCAACGUGUAAUCCGUGUGUUUCAGAGAUUCUUUUGGGAUAUUUGAGAUGAGGCUUGAAAGAAAUUUCUGAUGCCGUCCCGAUUAACACUUAAAAACCCCAUUUCUCCUCGGUUGGAUAAUUAAAGUUACGCAAUCAACUCCAUGUACUGGAAUCGGAAUAGCAAGAGUGGGGCAAACCUUUUUAUAAAGGAGAAAAGGUAUGGAGGGAGGGAUGAAACCAUCAAGGUUAAAGGUGUGCCUGCUGGAAUCGGAAAAGCAACCUCAAGAUAAUCAAAUUGGCUAUCAUUACUUCGUGGACCUGUCACCCUUCUCUGCCUUUUGUUUUGUUCUUUGCUCGCUGACUAGUAGUCUUAUUUUUUAUUCCCUUUGGUCCAUCAACUUUGUUAGUAUACAGGUUUUAGAAAUGUGUAGUGUAGUGUAUGUGUUCUCAGAUUCCCCUCAGUACUGCCAAGCUUGUUAAGAGUAGCAGACUGCUUUGAAAUUGAAUUAGUAAAGGGUGUUUUCUAAUC